Saprolegnia parasitica CBS 223.65 is the source of this 3303-nucleotide messenger RNA. RefSeq lists its product as hypothetical. Lineage: Eukaryota; Oomycota; Saprolegniomycetes; Saprolegniales; Saprolegniaceae. The record is from RefSeq and is a predicted model, not a curated record. Gene Ontology annotation, cellular component: P-body; PAN complex. Gene Ontology annotation, molecular function: nucleic acid binding; protein binding. Gene Ontology annotation, biological process: nuclear-transcribed mRNA poly(A) tail shortening. Bases 46 to 3303 code for a protein of 1085 amino acids. The transcript is spliced from 11 exons.
AGCUUUCUCAGCAGGUGUAUCUUGCGCAGUGCGAGAGCGGCGAGGAUGCAUGGACACAUGAUGGCCGGCCAUGGCAUGAUGAUGGCGCAGCCGCAGUACGACUACUACGACCAGUACCCGGAGAACGAAGAGUGGACCGAGAUCGCGCGGCUCGCGCCGGCGGGCGCUGCCCACGCGGUCGGCGCUGUGGCCUUUGACCCGUGCCAGGAGGUGCUCUGGACGGGCCACGCGAACGGUCGGCUCACGGCGCACCUCCUCCCGACGCUCGAAAAGUACUCGAGCGUCAUCUCCAACGCGGGCGCGAUCAAGACGCUGAUUCCAUGCUACGAUGGUAUCGUCGCGAUCUCAAAGUCGAUGGCGGUCUUCCGGUCGCGCGGCUGCGUACACAACGACACGGUCGCCGUCGACCACUCGCGCGGCGCGCUCACGUGCGGCCACCUCCGUCCGUACGACAGCAACAAACCCAACGACCACCUCUUGCUCGGCAACUCGGCGGGCUGUGUCGCCGCGUACGACCUCCAGGGCCAGCUCAGCCACCCGCUGCACAAGACGCCGAUGCCGGUGUGGUCGAUGGACUUUUACCAUGGCAGCAAGAUCGCCAUCACGGCCCUCGCGUCGCAUGAAGACGCGCCCAUGAUGUGUGCGGGGAGCGCGACGGGGCAGCUCGACCUCUUCGACAGUAGCUUGCGCUCGCACCGCGUCGAGUGCUCGAUCCCGAACGCGCAUGCCGGCAACAUUGUCUCGAUGGACAUGCAUGGCCACUACAUCCUCACGUGUGGCGUCUCGGCUCGCAGCAUCAACCCGUACGACAAGAACGCGCCCGUCAAGGUCUACCCGGACCCGCUGAUCAAGCUUUUCGACGUGCGCACGAUGGGCCUGGUCCAAUCCAUGCCGUUUCCCGGUGCGGCAUCGCCGAGCUACGUGCACUUCCAGCCGCACGCCCAAGGCUCGCACUACUAUGCGGGCAGCCGCGACGGCGACUUGUACCUCUUUGACAUCACCGAGCCGGCAUCGUACCAGUACACGCCUCUCGGGCCGCUUGGCACGAAUGCAUCGGCGAUGGCAUUUGCGUCGUCGGGUGAGCUCCUCGCGCUCGGGGCGCCGGACGGCGGCGUGGUGCUCUUCGACUCGUCGCAGGCGUCGAACCCCAAGGCGCUCCUGGACGACCCAUUGUUGCCGCUUGCGUUUCCCGCGUCGUUCCAAGCGCCGCCGCUCGCCUUGUCGCCGCUCGAGCCCGCGCCCGCGUCCCGGUACCUCUUCCGGCCGACCAUCAACGACUAUGGCGAAGCGAUUCCGCCGCUCUCGUCAUGGCUGCCGCCUCACAUGGACUCGACGCUCAAGCACGAGGUGACGCUUGUCGUGGCGCCCAAGCCCACGAAAGUGCUCGACCCGACCUUUGCGGCGCGGAUCCAGCAAAAGGAUACCAUUGGCUUUACGCAGCACGGCGGCGUGCCCAAAAAUUCGUUCGUGUAUGGCCAAGGGCGGGUGGCGGCCGUUGCGACCGUGGACCCGCGCUUCGUCGACAAGAAAGUGACGCAUCGGACCGCGUCGGCCAAGUCGUUUGACGAGUCGGACCCGUGCCACGUGCCGCCGCGAUACAAGUACAAGGAGAUCAAGAUGAGCAAGCACGGCAUGGACGGCUUUAUGUUUGAUUUUGCCAAGCACAAUGCGACGCGGUUUGUCGGGCUCGAGAAUUCGCUGCCGUUUUCGUACAUCAACGCGCUCCUCCAAUUGCUCUACUUUGUGCCCGAGCUCCGCGCGCAUGCGCUCCUGCAUCUCUGCGACGCGCCCGUGUGCGUCACAUGCGAGCUCGGCUUUCUCUUCCACAUGAUGAACGAAGCGAGCGCGAAAGCUCCGCGCCACGCCAAGAGCUGCCAGCCCACGAAUCUCCUCACGACACUGCGCCAGGUGCCGGCGGCGACGACAUUGGGCCUCUUUGACACGACCACGUCGAUUCUGCCGCGCGCAGAUGCCUUCUUUGGCCUCCUCAUCGACACACUCGGACUGCCGUCCGUGCAGCGCGUCACGCUGACGUACCCGACCGACCCCGCGGCCCUCUGCGACGCCACAUUUAGCGACGUCGUGAGCGGCAGCCUCUCCGUGCGACCGGCACCGACGCUGUGCCUCCAGACAGGCGUCGCCGACUGGCUCGAGACACCCGACAUCAAGGAGCUCUGGGCGACCGAGAAGGCGAGCGGUGCGAGCUGGGUGCCGAUGCAGUUCCGUGUCACGGUGACCGAUGGGAUCGUCGCUGUCCACGAACCGACGCCCGACCAAGAGUGGACGCCGGCGGACGACGAUUACGUCCUCGUCGGCGUCGCAGCCGCGGUCGUCCGCGAUGUCCGCCGAAGCCAUCUCGUGAGCGGUCACAAUGCGCACCUUAUUGCCCACAUUUUGGACCCGGACGUCGGCAGCAGUCGGUCGCGUGACGACGACCACAACUGGCUGCUCUUCAAUGACUUUAGCGUGACGCCGACAGUCGGGCUGGAUGCGGUGGCCUUUCACGUGCCAUGGAAGUUUCCGUCCGUGCUCAUCUACCGCCAGCGCGCGACACUGCGAGCGAUCGCGACGCCAGAGCCGACGGUCGACAUUCCGCAUUCUGUGUUCCACGCGCCAUCGGUGGCGCAGUCGUCGUCAUCCUUCGAGCCCCUCGACGUGGCCACCUUGCCCCAAAAGGGCGACCGUGUCGCGAUCGACACGGAGUUUGUCAUUGUGGAAAUGGAAGAAGCGACGCUUCAGACGGACGGCACGCGGGUCGUCACCAAGGAGAGCCGGCAGGCGCUGGCGCGCGUCUCGCUCAUCCACGGCGAGACCAACACGGUGUUUGUCGACGACUAUGUGCUCCCGAGCGAGCCGGUCGUCGACUACCUCACGCGGUUCAGCGGCCUCGUCGCCGACGAUCUCAACCCGAGCGUGAGCCGGCACCACGUCGUGCCGCUCAAGGCCGCGUACAUGAAGUUGCGGUACCUCGUCGACCGCGGCUGCUUGUUUGUCGGCCAUGGCCUCGGCAAGGACUUUCGCAUUGUCAACCUCUUUGUCCCGCCCGAGCAGAUCAUUGACACGGUCGAGCUGUACCAGCAGCCCAACAUGCGCAAGAUCGCGCUCCGGUUCCUCAUCGUGUACCUCUUCAAGGCGCACAUCCAGCUCGAGACGCACGACUCGAUCGAGGACGCGCGCGCCGCGCUCAUGCUGCACAACAAAUACCGCGACCUCAUGGCAACCCAGGAGUUUGAGCGCACGCUCAUGGAGAUUUACGCGGCGGGGCGCCAAAGCCGCUGGAAGAUCGCCGACCUCGAAGAGUAA